UACUUUGUAAAUUAGAAAAAAAUGUUCAUUAUGAAGCAGUUGUUGUUAAUUUUUGCGCUUCUGUAUAGUACCAAUGCCGGUAUUAGCCUGGACGGAGUGGCCAAAGCUAUUAAAGACAAGGCUUCGUCAGGUGUGACCAAUUUAGUAGAUGGAAUAAAGACUGACGCUAGUGCUAUUCAAAUUGGAGCUAACUCUGCUCUUGAUCUCGGCAAAGAGACAACAGGAGAUAUUUCUAAGACUUUAUUGGAUUUGAAAUUGGAAAACCUUGGGACACAAAAACGUACUCCAGUACCAGAACUAGUUAAAAAUGAAGGAUAUCCCGUAGAAAGUUAUUAUUUGACUACAUCCGAUGGAUAUAUUUUAAACAUAUUCAGAAUACCAUAUGGAAAAAGUGGCAAAAAACUUAAUAAAGUGGCAUAUUUACAACAUGGUCUUUUUGAGUCUUCCGAUGAUUGGGUACUGAUGGGUUCCAAAAGAGGUUUGGCAUAUAUCCUUGCCGAUGAAGGUUAUGAUGUUUGGUUAGGUAAUUGCAGAGGAAGCUAUUAUUCAAGGAACCAUACUCAAUGGAAUCCAGAUAAAGACUCGGAGUUUUGGCAAUUCAGUUGGCAUCAAAUAGGUACUACUGAUAUACCAGCAAUGAUUGAUUUUAUUCUUGAGAAAACCGGAGCGACUAAAUUGUAUCAUGUAGGACACUCCCAAGGUACUACCUCUUUUUAUGUAAUGGCUUCAAUGAGACCAGAAUAUAAUGCCAAAAUAGCACACCAUAUCAGUUUAGCACCCGUAGCCUACAUGAAUCAUUUAUUUAGUCCUUUAAUGAGAGCUAUGGCACUAGGUACUCUUCCUAUAGGCUUGACUUUGGAGUCUUUGGGUAAGAACGAAUUCUUACCUGGUUCGGGAUUCCUCAAUAUGCUCACAGAUAGCGUCUGUUCUGAAGGUGUAGGACAAGUAUUAUGUAAAAAUACUCUUUUUGCAAUGACCGGAUUCAGUCCAAAACAAAUGAACGUUUCUGAUUUACCACUGCUCAUGGCUCAUUAUCCAGCUGGUGCGUCCACAAAACAAGUCGAACACUAUGGCCAAUUGAUCAAUUCCGGUCGAUUCUGCCAGUACGACUUUACGAUAUUAAAAAACAAAGAACAUUAUGGCCAGAUCAUUCCUCCAGAUUAUGACUUAUCUAAAAUUACAGCCCCUAUUACUUUGAUGUAUAGUUCCAAUGAUUGGUUGGCUGCCGUAGUAGAUGUGGAAAAAUUGGCGAAGCAAUUACCAAACCUGAAGGAGAGUUAUAGGAUACCACUAGUGACUUGGAACCACAUCGAUUAUAUUUUAGGAAAAGACGCCCCAACGCUAGUUUACGAGAAAGUUGUAAGUGUUCUCUCACAAAAUUAAUAAAACAAGUUGCUAAUAAAUUCAUAAUAAAAAAUAAAAUGAA
Messenger RNA from Diabrotica virgifera virgifera (western corn rootworm), 1426 nucleotides. RefSeq names its product lipase 3-like. The coding region runs from base 22 to 1383 and encodes 453 amino acids. NCBI's taxonomy places the organism in Eukaryota, Metazoa, Arthropoda, Insecta, Coleoptera, Chrysomelidae. Gene Ontology annotation, biological process: lipid metabolic process. The transcript is spliced from 4 exons. The record is from RefSeq and is a predicted model, not a curated record. Gene Ontology annotation, molecular function: hydrolase activity, acting on ester bonds.